GGAAGCAGAAGGGGAGGGCAGAGGAGUGAGAGGAGGUGGGACUGGGAAACAGAUGCUGGCACAGCAGUGCAGCAUGUAAGCCCCCACCCCCUGCCUCAUCACAGCCCCUCCCACUCCCUGCCUCUCUGUCGCUCCCUCACUUAGUUUUGGUCCCUCUCAUAAUCUUUGCCCACUAUCUGACCACACAGAGAGGUUUGAGAGCGCUGUCUCUCUCUGGGUUCUUCUGCUGUUAUUCUUCGAAUCAUGGGAUAGAAGCAGCUUUUUAUUUUCGUCCCAGGGGUUUCUUCUCAGAUUUGGACUAUGACUGUGGAGCUCUCUGUACACUUUUCCUCCCCUCUCCUCUGGGUAUUACCACAGGAAUAGUGCGUGUGCUUCUGUGUGUGUCCGUCCAGCAUGAUGCCUGCUUCUGAUAGUCUUGAUUUGAGCAGCAGGAUUGGAUCAUCAUGAGAGGGGGCCACCACCAGCGAGGCUGUGGGUGUCAGCACCUGUUCAGAAAACUGCUCAGCAAAUGUGGCUGCUGCUUUGUUCGAGUUAGAGCAGAGUCUUACUCUGUGGCGGGCAGCACCGGCAGUAUCACCCCGUCAGUGGGCCCUGUGCCCCACCAGGCCUCAGGCAGCUCCAGCCCCUGCUCGUCUGGAGGAUCACGGCACCCUGUCAGCGCCCUCAAGAAAUGGCUCACCAAUCCCGUCCGCAAGCUGAACUCCGAUGCCAGAGGAGGAGCGGGAAAAGUUGAGAAGCAGAUGUGCAGGUCAGACAGGAGACGAACGCCAUCGCUCCUUUCCCACAGUGAAACUCAGCCGAGGCCUCUGGAACCGCACAACAACUACACUAUCCUCCCGCCUGGAGACACGGUGUCGAAAGACGGACUGUUGAGUCCAGAAGCUCCUUCUCCAGCACAACCACCCUGUCAGAGCUACUUAUCUGACCUCCUGCAAGGCACACGGACUCUAAGUCAAAAAUCGAGCAUCAACACUCUCCAAGGGGAAGACAGCAGCAGUGUGAUGGAUGACUCAGCCAGUCAGUGGUCGGCCACAGUGGACAGUGAAGAGGACAGAAGCAUUGCCUUAGAGAAGAGCAUAUAUGUGCUGACAGAGCUGAUAGAGACAGAAAGGUUGUAUGUGGAAGAUCUCGGACUCAUAGUGCAGGGCUACAUGGGCACCAUGACCAAUCAGGGAGUUCCCGAGGACCUGAAAGGGAAGGACAGGAUUGUGUUUGGAAACAUCCACCAGAUCUAUGACUGGCAUAAAGAUUAUUUCCUGGGAGAGCUGGAGAAAUGUGUGGGUGAUCCAGACAGCCUGGCCCAGCUCUUCAUCAAACAUGAACGCCGUCUUCACAUGUAUGUGGUUUACUGUCAGAACAAACCCAAAUCAGAGCACAUUGUCUCUGAGUUCAUUGAGACAUACUUUGAGGAUCUCAGGCAGCAGUUGGGUCACAGGCUGCAGCUUAAUGAUCUGCUCAUCAAACCUGUUCAGAGGAUCAUGAAAUAUCAACUGCUGCUCAAGGACUUUCUGAAGUAUUACAACAAAGCAGGAAGAGAUGUUGAAGAACUGCAGAGGGCGGUGGAGGUGAUGUGUUUCGUGCCAAAACGCUGUAAUGAUAUGAUGAACGUGGGCAGGCUUCAAGGUUUUGAGGGGAAAAUCACGGCUCAGGGGAAGCUGCUCCAGCAGGAUACCUUCUCGGUCAUCGAGCAGGAAAGCGGCUUCCCGUCCAGAGCGAGGGAGAGGAGGGUCUUCCUGUUUGAGCAGCUGGUCAUCUUCAGUGAGCCGAUUGAUAAGAAAAAGGGCUUCUCUUUGCCAGGGUACACUUUUAAAAACAGCAUCAAGGUCAGCUGUUUGGGCGUGGAGGAGCACUCUGAGAAUGAUCCGUGCUCUCUGGUCCUGACCUCCCGCGGGACUGACGGCAGCGUGACGUGCUUCAACAUGCAGGCAUCAUCUCCGGAAAUACAGCAAGCUUGGCUCGACGACGUGGUGCAGAUCUUAGAGACUCAGAGGAACUUCCUUAAUGCCCUGCAGUCUCCGAUAGAGUACCAACGCAGGGAAAGCAAGUCAAACAGCCUGGGCAGGAACGUGAAGUCUCCCACUGCGUCAGCACCCGGCCUGCGACCUCACUCUUCUGCAUCCAUGGAGCGACGACAGCCGCCCUGCCUGCUGACCUACAACACCUCCCUGCCCUCUCUGCAUCCUCCACACCACAGCCCGGCCUUGAAGGUGCUUUCUAAUCCCUGUGCUGCGACACCUCGAGCAGCUCUCCCUCCACUUCCCUCCCACCAGCAGCUCAGUUUGAGCACAGAGGUGACACCCGCCCACCAGACAUCCAACGGCCUGCCAGCCUGCAGCCAGCUCAGCAUGCAGGGUGUGAUGGCCAGUUUCCACGAGACCACACUACACGAGGGUGCACAUCGGCUGAAUAGCCUGGAUCAGCUGAAGGAGAGCGAGCAGUAAAAUGAGCUGCGGUGACAAAUGGACUCACUUUACCUUUCAGGAGAAGGAGUGCCUCGACUGAGUCAGAGUGCUCUUUGUUUCACUCCUGUACAUCAAGGUCUCAGUGUUUUCUUAACAUUUUGUCCUAAAUUUUCCUCAAGAUUUCCUUCAAAUACCACCAUAGUUUGGACAAACCUGGAUUUGAUCUUGUAUAAUCAUAGUGUUUUGCUGGUGUGUGUGCGUACUCUGCAUAUACAGGUGAGAUUAAAUGUUUGAAAAUAUGGUUUUGAAGCACCACAGAGACAGAGACUAUACUUCAUGUUGUAUAUGUAUACAUUUCUUACUUUUUCCAUUGAAAACCCAUGGAUGGAUAUUUUUGUAAUGCAUAAUAUUUUCAUAAGGGACCAAUUCCACUUUAUUCCCUCUGAGAUCUCAAAUCCCUUUACGCAGUCUGUGUUCUCAGAUGACAGCGUCCUUGAAACCGCUGCAGGUUCCAGCUCCAUGGUGGGAUCUGAAUUCAUACGAGUCGUUCUGUUUGUCUGUGCGUUCCCUGCAGAUUAGCAAAUAGCUGUGUUUUCCCCUUUGGUGGGCUAUUUUAACCCCACCAUUGUUAGACUGUUAUCUGAACCAAACACAUUUGCAAACUCACACAGAGCAUGUGUCCUAAUCGAGCAGAAAGAGGAAAAAGGGAACAAAGAUAGAACAGAGGUGCUCACCUGUCACUGUCAUCUUGAAUGUAAAAAAAUCUCAUGUGGGAUCGAAUCAAUAAAGCUUUUUGACCUGUGGCGUCCUGAUACAUGAACCAGAAAUAAAGAGAAAUGCUAUUCAGAUAUUUGUCAUCCUUUUUUGAAAAUAUUUUAAAGAUGCUGUAUGUUGCAGAAAAAGCUUCCUCACAUGCUUUCCAGCCAUGGAGGGAUGAGACAACAGGCCCCUUGGUAUUUAGAUGUAAAACAACCCCCCAACCUUCAUACAGCUGCAUCUCAAUGCAUUAGAAUAUCAUUGAACAGUCCAUUUCCAGUAGUUCAAGUCAAAUAGCCCCAACCAAGUAUUCAGUGCAUAUAGAUGGACAUACUUUUCAGAGGCCAACAUUUCCAUAUUAAACAUACUUUUUAAAAUUGGUCUUUUGUAAUAUUCAAUUAUCUUUGAGACACUGAAUUUUAGGCCUUCAUUAAAUGUAAGCCAUAAUCAUUAUAAUUAGAGGAAAUGAAAUAAAUUACAUCCAGUCUGUGUGUAAUGGAUUUAUAUAAUGUGUUAUUUCCACCUUUUGAAUUGAAUUACUGACAUAAAUAAACUUUUCUAUGAUGUUCUAACUUUUUGAGAUGCACCUCUAUAUGGGAACAAGACUGUGACUGUUUUUCUUCUCUUUGUGUCUCUUUUUUGCAUUUAUUUUCAGUAAUUUUGUGCGUGUAUUAGUUGUCUUGCACCUCUUUGUAAUCAUGCAACAUUUUGUGUCUUUUGAGUUGUUUUGCAUCUCCUUGUAGUCCCUUUGUGUCCCUUUGCGGUCGCUGUCCAUCUCUUUGUAAUUUUGCUUCUCCUGGUCGCUGUUUUGCAUCUUUUUGUUGUCAUGCAACAUUUACAUCUUGUGUAGUUUUUGCAUCUCCCUGCAGUCAAUCUGUGUCUCUUUGUGGCCCCCUUUGUGACUCUCUAUGGUUGUUUUGUGUCUCUUUGUAGUUGUUUGAGUGACUUUGUAGCUAGAAAUAUUAACAUCAUCCAUCUCAAGCAGAGGUCCUGCCCAAAGAGCCCUUGGGGCUGGU
This is a messenger RNA of Centropristis striata (black sea bass), 4174 nucleotides long. It is a transcript of the gene arhgef25b, whose product is annotated as Rho guanine nucleotide exchange factor (GEF) 25b. Gene Ontology annotation, cellular component: cytoplasm; plasma membrane. Bases 444 to 2441 code for a protein of 665 amino acids. Gene Ontology annotation, molecular function: guanyl-nucleotide exchange factor activity. Lineage: Eukaryota; Metazoa; Chordata; Actinopteri; Perciformes; Serranidae. The record is from RefSeq and is a predicted model, not a curated record. Gene Ontology annotation, biological process: axon guidance. The transcript has 16 exons.